GGUGUAAGGAUUACAUGGUGUGCUCAAUUGCCUGGGGGGAUUCGGGUAAUGACGUCACUCGUGUCGAAUUGUGUAAACAGAGUAGCCAACGUCUAGAAGUAAAACAUUUUUGGUGUUGUAAUAUUGGCACAUGUUCAUGCAUCGUCACACUCAUGCCGCUUAUGCCACUCAGAACUACCGAAAAAUGAAGUGAUGCGGGAAGGAUGGCUGAAAAAAAUAGGAGGCUAUGUUUUACCACCAAAAGUUGAAUUUGCAAGGAUAUGCUCGGUUCAUUUUAGUCAAGAGUCCUUUCAUCAAGGUCGAGCACGGAAAGACCCUGUUAAGAAACGUCACCUACUACCAUCGGCUGUGCCAACGUUAUUUUUGAAUUGUUCAGAAGCUCCAAAUGUAAACAAGAAUGCGGUGGCUGAACCCGCUGAACCAAAUCUCAAAUUCAAUAUCCUCCGACGAGAAUUCCCACUAGUUGUCAAUUCUGAAAGAAGAAUAGGAUCUUCAAAUACAACUUCACCAACAACUUCUCAUGUAGUUGUAGAAGACAACAUUGUAAAUAUUAGUACGCCAAAAGGAAUACAUAGGAGAAGUGACUGGUUGGAUGCAAAUGUCGACAUUGAAGAAAGUCCACCGGUGGCAUCUGGCCCUGAAAGACGAGUAUGCAAUUCAUCACCAAGAAGGUCUGUGGCAAGAAGACAUGACCGUUUACAAAAUACUCCACAUUUGACGAGACUUGCAAGAAGUAAACACCGUCGACAAAGCAGCAGUGAUCCACUGAGUCCAGCAUGGAAGCGUCGAAAACGGUUCCUCAUGGACAAUUGCACCGGCCAAACCUCUCAGAAGAAAGCUACACAUUCGCAUGUCGCAGAUGACGUAGACGCUGAACUUCGUCACCGACGUUCUUUGAGUAACUUUUUCAAAAAGUCUCUCUGCGAUGCUUCAGCGGCAGUGACUUCUGUUGAACAGGAAUGUGCCGAGUUGAAAAUGAAAUUGAAGGCAAAGAUUGAGGAACAGUCACCUUUCAUAAAAAAGAAUAAAGAUCUAAAAGAGAUCGUCGAUUGUUUGAAAAAGCAGUUACAGGAAGCAGAAGCCGAAAAAGAACGAAUGUCUUGUGCGAAGGAGGAAUACGUUCGCGAA
Messenger RNA from Temnothorax curvispinosus, 1128 nucleotides. RefSeq lists its product as uncharacterized. The transcript is spliced from 8 exons. NCBI's taxonomy places the organism in Eukaryota, Metazoa, Arthropoda, Insecta, Hymenoptera, Formicidae. The annotation marks the transcript as partial. The record is from RefSeq and is a predicted model, not a curated record.